AUGGCUACUGUCCAACCGUCGAACAUGCAUUCUGCUUCUGCUGUUCGUUUCCAAAUUUGCUCGGGUUCAUCCCCCUACACAAAUCGAGUCCGUCCGUCAUACGAAUUAAUUGAAGCUCCUACUCGUCAAGCAACAUCUACUGUUAACUCCAACUUUGAUGUUAAUCCCAUCUCAUCAUCUGAACGACCCACUCUCCCCCUGAAACACCAUAAUAAUAUCCCUCCCCCUAUAUCUCCUGCGUUGAGUGCACGAACUUCGACUCCAGCAUCGCGCCAGUCAAAACAGGAACAAAUCGAAGCUGCAAAUGCUGCAACCAAUCUUUCUCGCAAUCGACCUGCAAACUUGACGAAAUCAGCAUUGCAGAACACUUCUCCUGUCCCUCCAUAUUGUUCUAAUACUUCUUCCCUUACCAAUGAUCCUUCUAAAGAAGCUGCUAUAUCGAAAGAUCACUGGAAACCGGAUUCUGAAGCAACCGUCUGUGCGUUCCCUUCUUGCACUGCUCGUUUUGGUUUAUUCGAAAGGAGGCAUCAUUGUCGUUGUUGUGGCGAUGUGUUUUGUUCUACUCACUGUAAUCGCUCAAUUCCAUUGACAUUUGAUGUUCGUUUCUCGUUAUCGGCCGCGAAGCUUUUUAGAGCCUGUGUAUCUUGUUUUUACGAUUACAUAAAAUGGAGACAAUCUUUUGAGUUGGGUUCUGCUUCCAAUGUCAUUGUGGGUACUGAACCCCAUGCUCCAUCUGAAUCUACUUAUAAAAACAAGCAAGUCUCUACUUCUGUACCUAUCCCCAAGGUUGAUGCUGGAAUGUCGAAGACUGAGCUUCCUUCUGAAAGCUUGGUUUUAGGAACUGUUCCCGAUAAUUGGGUUUGGAGUACCUUUUAA
Messenger RNA from Schizosaccharomyces cryophilus OY26, 876 nucleotides. Its product is annotated as zf-FYVE type zinc finger protein. Gene Ontology annotation, biological process: endosomal transport. The record is from RefSeq and is a predicted model, not a curated record. Lineage: Eukaryota; Fungi; Ascomycota; Schizosaccharomycetes; Schizosaccharomycetales; Schizosaccharomycetaceae. Gene Ontology annotation, molecular function: metal ion binding. Gene Ontology annotation, cellular component: early endosome membrane. The coding region runs from base 1 to 876 and encodes 291 amino acids. The transcript has 2 exons.